Molecule: messenger RNA, 531 nt
Organism: Ziziphus jujuba (common jujube)
Lineage: Eukaryota; Viridiplantae; Streptophyta; Magnoliopsida; Rosales; Rhamnaceae
Product: cystathionine gamma-synthase 1, chloroplastic-like
Exons: 4
Coding region: 1-531 (176 amino acids)
Biological process (GO): transsulfuration
Cellular component (GO): chloroplast
Molecular function (GO): cystathionine gamma-synthase activity; pyridoxal phosphate binding
Source: RefSeq, a predicted model, not a curated record
AUGGUGACUGAUGCAAUUACUACUCAAGUGGUUAACUCUAGUGCUUACUUCUUUAACAAUACUGCUCAACUCAUUGAUUGCAAGUGCACUCGAGGAGCUGAAUCAACCCUAUUUACAUCAUCUGGAAUGGCUGCUAUCACCGCCAUGUUAUCAGCAUUGGUUCCGGCUGGUGGGCAUAUUGUGACAACUACAGAUUGCUAUAUGAAGACUAGGAUCUACAUCGAGGAACAUCUUUCCAACAAGGAGAUCAUGGUAACCACCAUUGACCCUGCAGAUGUGGAAGCCCUGGAAUCUGAACUGGAUAACAACAAAGUUUCUUUGUUCUUUACCAAAUCUCCUACCAACCCAUUCCUUAGGUGUGUUGACAUCAAGCGGGUUUCAGAGCUUUGCCACAGAAAAGGAGCAUUGGUAUGCAUUGAUGGUUCUCUUGCCACACCUCUGAACCAGAAGGCACUUGCUCUUGGUGCUGAUCUUGUUCUGUACUCCGCCACAAAAUAUAUAGGUGGCCACAAUGAUCUGUGUAAAGAAUAA